Messenger RNA from Ochotona princeps (American pika), 1698 nucleotides. RefSeq names its product spermatogenesis associated serine rich 1 (gene SPATS1). The transcript is spliced from 9 exons. NCBI's taxonomy places the organism in Eukaryota, Metazoa, Chordata, Mammalia, Lagomorpha, Ochotonidae. The record is from RefSeq and is a predicted model, not a curated record. Bases 424 to 1581 code for a protein of 385 amino acids.
ACUGAAGAUGUAGAGGAUUUGAAAGAUGCAUCCCAGCUCUCCAGGUGACCUUGGGUAGGCCCUUGCUCAAAGUCAGCUUUCUAUUUUGAAAAAUGCAGCAGGCUGCUCGAGGAAGGUAACAUCACCAGGGCGCCUGGCCCAGAAAUGCCACACUGGAAGUAGCAGCUGAAUCCUGUCCCAUCAAGGCAGGUUAUAAAACGGCACCUGCAAGCUUCGUGAAACGCAUUCUUAGCUACUGGAGGCUCUGGGUCUAGCAAUGAAAAUUGCCUGCACAAGCAUCCUAAUUCUUAAAACAAACAAACAAACAAACAAACAGAACAUUUAAGCUGCUUUUCAAGCGGUAUUUGCACGAACACGGCAGGAACGCCUCUAGGGAGACUCCACCCUGCACUGACUGCCCAGGAGGCGCCCGAGGACGGUGCAAUGAGUCCAGCCAGGUCGGGCAGGAGGCGGGCGCCCCGGACACCCCACCCCCCAAGCCCGGAGCUGGUGUCCCGGCAACCGCCGAACGCGUCUUGGCAACAGAGGCGGCUGGCGGGGGCAGCGGGGUGGCUGUGGCUGUCGGCACCUGGCAUCAGGGCACCUGGCAGUGGUGCGUUGACCCGGGCGUGGCCCCUGGACAUCACCUGGGGACCCAAGCGGGCCGAGGGGUCUUUUUGUUUGUGUCUGCAUUGCUUCCAACGUUUCACAGCAACACGUGCGGAGAUGACACCACGGUCCCUGGAGACCUCCCAUGGAGCUGCCAGCUCCUCUUGCGGCGGAGAGCUGGAGAAGAUUCCAGAGUACAGGGACGCCGACAACACCAAGGAAAAGAGGAGAUACAGUGCCAACCAUGGUGAUUUCCUGCAAUUGAAGGAGAGCCAUUCCAGCACCCCUUCAUCUGGCAGGAAGGCUGGCCCCUCAUCUUGUGUUGAAGCAGAUCUGAGCGGCAGCGAGCCUCCAAGUCUCCGCAGAGUGGUUGCUCACCUAAAUAUUGCUGCAGCUUUGGAUGGGAAAUCCUCCUCCUCACUUUCUGACCACUCCUCUGAAGUCUCAUUGUCUGAGGGCCAGCAGGAUAACCCUCCUGAGGAAUUGAGCCUGCUCAAGUUGCAGACAAAGGAUGGGCAGCGUCCUGAAUGGACAUUCUACCCCAGGCUUAGCAGCAACAUCCACACCUACCACGUGGGAAAGCAGUGCCGGUUCAACGGUGUCUUCCUCGGCAACAGGAGGUCAUGCUCAGAGAGGAGAGUGGACAAGUGCCUGGGGAGAAAAAAAUAUGAUAUUGAUUCCAGAAAUGGAAUUCCCAAGUUGACUCCGGGGGAUAACCCAUACAUGUACCCAGAACAGAGUAAAGACUUCCACAAAGCAGGAUCAACUCUUCCACCAGUCAACUUUUCAAUAGUCCCUUAUGUAAAGAAAUUUGAUACCUUUAUUCCACUUGAGCCUCUUCCACAAUUUCCCAACUUGCCUUUUUGUGUGAAGGAGAAGGCCAACAAUCUGAAGAAUGAGAUAACAGAAGUUGAAGAGCUUGAUAACUGGCAGCCGGCGGUGUCCUUAGUCCACAGUGUGUUUCCUUCUGGUACUUCAGACUUUCCAAGAUAAUUCUGAGCUUCAGCAGGAACUACAGGGAUGUAUUGACCACACUUGGCUGGCCUCCUGCAAUCAAUGGUUUUUGACAGUUUGAUUAUUAGUAAUCAAAAGCUUGAUUCAGAUGAGGAA